UUCCAACAUUCGUUGUCAAGUCUUGUGUUGUGUCAUGAAUUGACCGAUGCAAAAGAUUAGAUUGCGCAUGUUAUAAUCUUUGCACCCUAGGUGGUUGCUUAGUGUUGUUUUUUUCCACGUCCUUAAUUAUCCGUGAAAAUGUCUGGAUUUGAUGAGAAUCCUUUCAGUGAACCAACCCUUGAUAAUCCCUUUGAGGACCCAGCUGUUCGGCAAGUUACUACAACCACAAACAAUGCACAGCGUGGUCUUGAGGAUUACAACCCUUUUGAGGACCAACGGCCAGGACCGGGUGCUGGUGGACCGAAGUUCCCCUCUCCCCCUACUGCCCAGUCAGCCAUCAUGCAACCCUCUCAGGAAGCACAACCUCCAUCAUACAACAGAAGUGGACAGCAAACACAAUUAACUACUGCAGAGUUCCAGCGUCGUCAAGAAGAGCUUGAAAGGAAAGCUCAGGAACUGGCAAGAAAAGAAGAAGAAUUGAAAAAUGCUCCUUACAAUGUCAGAAGAAACAAUUGGCCACCGCUUCCAGAGAAAUGUUGCUUUCAACCAUGCUUUUAUCAAGACAUUGGUGUGGAUAUUCCUCAUGAAUUUCAAAAGAUUGUUCAACAGUUGUAUUAUGCAUGGAUGUUUCAUGGCUGUGUAAUGGUCCUUAAUAUACUGGGAGGCCUGGCUCUCCUUUUCAAAGGUGGUGAUUUUGACACAUUUGGAUUGGCAAUUUUGUACAUGCUUUUGUUUACACCUAUAUCAUUUCUUUGCUGGUUCAGACCAGCAUACAAGGCAUUCAGGAGUGACAGUUCCUUCAACUUCAUGGUAUUUUUCUUUGUUUUCUUCUUUCAACUCGUGGUUACUGUAAUCCAAGCAAUAGGCCUACCAGGAACAGGAACAUGUGGGAUCCUUGUUGCUCUAAAGAACUUUGAAAAUUCACCAGCAGGUGUUACAGUUGGCAUCAUCCUUCUUAUUGUGGCAUUUGGAUUUAUGGGUGCUGCCGCUGUAGACAUUCUUUUGCUUUCCAAGAUUCAUCGUAUCUACCGCAGCACUGGAGCUAGCUUUGCCAAAGCACAGCAGGAAUUCGCAAAUGGUAUUCUCAGCAAUGAGACUGUUCGCUCUGCGGCUAGUGAUGCUGCAGCUGCAACUGUCCGUGCUCAGCUGUCUCAGGCAUCUAGUCGUUAUUAAUUGACUGGCUCUUUUAGAAUUCAGUAUUCUUUAAUAUUUCAUGAAGUUUUGAAUUUAUCUAACAAUAUAUUUUAUGUGCAACCUUGAUUGAUUGAUUAUUGUUGCUUUUCAAACUUAAGACCCCAGCCAAUAAGUUGAAGUCCAGGUUGUACUGUCUUCUCCCCAUCUAGUUUUCUGAAUUUGUAACUUCCAAUUUUCAUUCCUGCUUGCUUCCGGACUAAAUUUUCUUGACAAAGAAACAACCUGGUCUUAAAUUAUACAAUCCUGGCAUUUCUGAUCAUUGUAAUAAGGGGAAAGUUAUGACUCAAAAUAUAAUUUCUGUACAUUACAUAAAUUUUGUGAUUUGCAUCAGAAAAUGGUAACCUUAUAUUAUGUUUAAGUAUGCUGGUAUGAAAAGGGCAGUUUGUGCUGGAGCUUUAACUAUUUCAUAAACUUCUUUUAAGGCCUAAUUGUUGGUAGGUCUUUAUUGUGUUUAGGUCCCUUAUCUUUCAUCUGGAAUAUAAUUAUUGUUUUAAAAUGUGAUCAAUUUUGCCUUGUGUCAAAUGUUUACUGUUGAAUCUGGUCAAGUUUAGUUGUUUAGACCAUAUAGUUUCUUUUUAAAAGUAUAUGCUGAUAACAAGUUCUGUCUUGUUUGGUUUGUGAUUAAUGUGAAACAUCUGUCAUUGACUUGUUAUUUCUUUGAGUUAUGUAUGUGAUCAAAUCUGACUAGUGCCAUUGAAGGCAAAAUUAAACUAAUAUAAUUGUCUUACAUUGGAGUGUAAGUCAUGAUGAUCCAUCUACAAUUUGCAUGUAUUUUUUUUUUUUUUUUUGUAUUUUAAGUACAUGCACAGGGAAAAGAUUGAUCUCAAAAGAUUUUAGUGCUCCAAGCAUAACAAUUAAAGUAUGCAUGUUGGGUGUGGAUGAUUUUUAAUGGCUCAUAUUUUUAUUAGAGAAUAGCUUGGUUUUUAAAGAAUCAUCCCUCACACAGUGGCCCAUAAAUGUUUGUGAUUAUACAUUAUUCCAUUUGUGCGAAGUUUGAGAUCUAUUAUUAGUGUUAUUUCAAGCUAACUAAAUUGCCUCUUAUGUUAGUUUGCUACAGUGUUGUACUUAUCCUGGGAGAAUUCUGGAAAAUUUCAGAUUCAAGUUAGUUUUUUUUCUUCAUCAAAAUUCAAUGUAGGGAUUUUUUAUUUACUGCAGUUGCUUUUAUUUUAUUGCUUACUCCAAUGUUUCCACAUCUUGUAUUAUAAAACCUAAGUUGAAGAUGUCCUAGUUAUUCCAACUGUAUUAUACCUAUUGAUUAUUCCUGUACCUUUUACAUCAAUGGCAACUGAGCUGUGCAGCUUGACUAAAUUUUCUGUGGAAAAUUAAGUUUAAAAUGCUGACAGUGUAACCAAACUGUAUUGUUUUCCUGUUAGGAAACUUUUACUACUAAAUUCCAUCCACUUAUCUCUCAUACUGAUGUGAUUAAAGGUAAUAUGUAAA
Molecule: messenger RNA, 2634 nt
Organism: Frankliniella occidentalis (western flower thrips)
Lineage: Eukaryota; Metazoa; Arthropoda; Insecta; Thysanoptera; Thripidae
Gene: Scamp
Product: secretory carrier-associated membrane protein 1
Exons: 9
Coding region: 139-1173 (344 amino acids)
Biological process (GO): protein transport
Cellular component (GO): recycling endosome membrane; trans-Golgi network membrane
Source: RefSeq, a predicted model, not a curated record